This is a messenger RNA of Penicillium taxi, 1437 nucleotides long. RefSeq names its product translation termination factor eRF1. The coding region runs from base 1 to 1437 and encodes 478 amino acids. The record is from RefSeq and is a predicted model, not a curated record. Gene Ontology annotation, molecular function: sequence-specific mRNA binding; translation release factor activity, codon specific. NCBI's taxonomy places the organism in Eukaryota, Fungi, Ascomycota, Eurotiomycetes, Eurotiales, Aspergillaceae. The transcript is spliced from 5 exons. Gene Ontology annotation, biological process: cytoplasmic translational termination. Gene Ontology annotation, cellular component: cytosol; translation release factor complex.
AUGAGCAACCCUCAGUCGAAUGAAGCCGAGAAAAACAUCGAGAUCUGGAAGGUAAACAAGCUUAUCAAGCGCCUGGAAUCCGCUCGUGGAAAUGGAACUUCCAUGAUUUCGCUCAUCAUCCCGCCGAAGGAUCAGAUUUCUCGUGCAGCACGGAUGUUGGCUGAAGAAUACGGUACUGCGUCCAACAUUAAGUCUCGUGUCAACCGUCUCUCCGUCUUGUCGGCUAUCACAUCCACCCAGCAGCGUCUCAAACUGUACAACAAGGUUCCCCCGAAUGGCUUGGUCGUGUACUGUGGUGAAAUCAUUACCUCGGAAGGAAAGGAGCGCAAGAUCAAUAUCGAUUUCGAGCCCUUCAAGCCCAUCAACACCUCCCUAUACCUUUGUGACAACAAGUUCCAUACUGAAGCCCUGAGUGAGUUGCUGGAGUCUGAUCAAAAGUUCGGUUUCAUCAUCAUGGACGGUAACGGUGCGCUCUUCGGUACACUGAGCGGUAACACCCGUGAAGUUCUUCAGCGACUUUCGGUAGAUUUGCCCAAGAAGCACGGCCGUGGUGGUCAAUCUGCUCUGCGUUUCGCCCGUCUCCGUGAGGAGAAGCGUCACAACUACGUGCGUAAGAUUGCCGAGUUGGCUGUUCAGAACUACAUCACCAACGACAAGGUUAACGUUGCUGGAAUUGUCCUGGCUGGUUCCGCCGAUUUCAAGAACGACCUUAACCAGUCCGAUCUUUUCGACGGACGUCUGGCGGCCAAGGUCAUCAAGGUUGUUGACGUGUCAUAUGGUGGUGACAAUGGUUUCAACCAGGCUAUUGAGCUCUCUGCAGAGACUCUGAGCAGCGUCAAGUUUAUCCAGGAGAAGAAGCUUAUUGGCACUUACUUCGAUGAGAUUAGUCAGGACACCGGCAAGAUUUGCUACGGCGUCGAUGACACUCUCAAGGCCCUUGAGCUUGGUGCCGCCGAAACCCUCAUUGUUUAUGAGAACCUGGAUGUUACUCGAUGGGUUCUUAAGGCCUCCUCCGGUACCGACGUUGUUCUCCACACCACCAAGGCCCAAGAACUCGACCGUGAGCAGUUCACUGACAAGGACACUGGAACUGAGAUGGAGGUCAUUGACUCUAGCUCCUUCCUUGAAUGGCUCGCGGAGAACUACAAGGAUUUCGGUGCCAACCUGGAGUUUGUUUCUGACCGGUCCAGCGAAGGUAACCAGUUCGUCAAGGGCUUUGGUGGUAUCGGUGCCCUUCUCCGAUACAAGGUGAACUUUGAACAGCUUGCCGAUUACAGUGACGACGACGAGUUCUACGAUGAGAGCGAGGAUGAAUGGCCAGAAGCUCCCUCAAUGAGUGUUCUGACGGCUCGCCACGUGAAUCACGAAGGCGGCUCCAAGAAUGAAAUCCAGGCGUCCCCAAAGGUCUACGUGACCAGUCUGGUCCAAGCUUAUUAA